Molecule: messenger RNA, 4462 nt
Organism: Menidia menidia (Atlantic silverside)
Lineage: Eukaryota; Metazoa; Chordata; Actinopteri; Atheriniformes; Atherinopsidae
Source: the annotation of a GenBank genome assembly
GACUAUAGAGAGAGCAAAUAACUUCCUUCUUCAAAGCGCCAUUUUCACGCUCGUCACGGGACUACAGCAUGCUAUUAUCUAAAAUAUAAUAUUGUCAAUAUAAUAGUCAAGAGUAUAUACCUUUUGUAACCUAUUUCACUUAUUUUUGUAUAAUGGGGCGAAAGAAGAAGAAGCAGAUGAAGCCAUGGUGCUGGUACUGCAAUCGAGACUUUGAUGAUGAAAAAAUCCUCAUCCAGCAUCAGAAGGCAAAGCAUUUUAAAUGCCAUAUUUGUCACAAGAAGUUAUACACUGGUCCAGGCUUGGCUAUUCAUUGCAUGCAGGUCCACAAAGAGACUAUUGACAGUGUUCCAAAUGCAAUUCCUGGGAGAACGGACAUUGAGCUUGAGAUCUAUGGGAUGGAGGGAAUUCCAGAGAAAGACAUGCAGGAAAGAAGACGAACAUUGGAACAGAAAUCACAAGAGAGCCAAAAGAAGAAGUCAAACAACCAGGACGACUCAGAUGAUGAUGACGACGACGACGAAGCAGGACCAUCAGCUCAGCAAGUGUCUGCCAUCCACCCCCAAGCAGGUUAUGCUGUUCCAAUGACCCAGCCUGGUAUCCCUCCUGUUGCUGGUGCUCCUGGAAUUCCUCAUGGGGGAUAUCAAGGCAAGAAUGCCUCCUAUGAUGCCAGGUGUUCCUCCCAUGAUGCACGGCAUGCCUCCUGCUAUGCAUGGAAUGCCACCAGCCAUGAUGCCAAUGGGAGGGAUGAUGCCUCCCAUGAUGCCUGGAAUGCCUGCAAUUCCUCCAGGAAUGCCGCAUCAUAUGGCUCCACGGCCAGGGAUUCCCCACAUGGCCCCAACUCCUGCAGCAGGACCAAUACCCAGCAGACCAACGGCACCGGCAGCACAACCUGCCAUCACCAAACCCCUCUUCCCCAGUGCGGCACAGACCUUCAGUCUGCAUCCUCCCAGACUUCCUUUCCUAACAUGCAACAAGCACAGCAGAACACUUCAGGAACCGCACCUACAAACUCCCUUAGCACUGGCGCCUCAUCCGAGCCUCCCAAAGCGACAUUCCCUGCCUAUACCCAGCCCUCUGUUUCCUCUUCCACUUCUUCUAAUCCCUCUAGCAAUACUGUGGCCAAACCCCCAGCCACAGUGACCAGUAAGCCUGCCACCCUCACCACCACGAGUGCAACUAGUAAGUUGAUCCACCCUGAUGAGGAUAUCUCGCUGGAGGAGAUGAAGGCUCAGUUGCCUCGCUACCAGCGCCUCAUACCCAGGGCUGGUCAGGCCCAUGUGGCUGCUCCCCAAGUGGCAGCUGUGGGUGGCAUAAUGCCCCCACAGCAAGGUCUGCCACCACAGCAGUCUGGCAUGAGGCAUCCCAUGCAUGGUCAGUACAGUGCCCCCCCUCAGGGCAUGCCUGGCUACAUGCCUGGAGGGAUGCCUCCUUACGGGCAAGGUCCUCCUAUGGUGCCCCAGUACCAGGGAGGCCCUCCCAUGGGUAUGAGGCCACCUGUCAUGUCUCCAGCAGGACGCUACUGACGAAGCAAAGCAGCCACCACAUUAGGUUUGGGGUUAACACCUUUCUCUCACCCUUGUGCUUUUUCAAAGCUAGCUGAAAGCAAAGAGUGGUCAGACCAGUGGUGGUGAAGACAAACAUUAUUUGUUAGAACACAUGGACAUUUGUUGUAACAUGUUUGUUGGAGAACAGCAAAACACCACAUAACUACCGAAGAGCAGUUUUUGGUGUUAUAUGAUCACAUGUGAGGAUAUAUUCUUUUCCCAUAGGUUUCACUCAGGUUCAUAGAGGUGAAGUGUGUAAAAAUGAUUCGUAUUUCUUUUGAAGCUGCUGGAGUUACACAUGAACAUACCAACCCCUUACAAAGGCAAGUUUCUCUUGUAAACAUUUGGUUAUUUUUCUUUCUUUUGUAGAAUGUUUGAGGCCCUCACAGCACGCAUAGGUGCUGUUGGACAUUCGUCCCCAACCUUGGUUGGUGAGGGUCUCGGCAAUUAAAGAUGAUUCCAACAAAGUAGUAAUUCAGAGCCACGACUCACAAGAUUCUAGCAAAAAAAAAAUUCAGGUUUUUUUAAUUAUUUCCUGGUCAACUGCUUAAUUGUAUGCAUCCUUUGUAAUGUUUUAUCAAUCUGUUGUAAUAAAAUCCAUCUUGAAAUCGAAUGCUGGUUUGUCCUGAAGUACGUGGAGGUGAGUCCUAAAGGUUUGUAAUAGUGUCUUAUUUUCUCCACAUUUUAAGGCGCUGUUAAGUGACAAGAUUUCAUCAGGUAUUUCAAGUUUACCAUCAGUUUUUUUUUUUCUUCGUUUUGUUUCAUCAUUGUCAUGAUAGCACUGUUUAGAACCAUUUUAAAGAUUUUAUGUUCAUGGCAAACACAGCGGUGGGUUGUGUUUUUAUUUUAUUUUUCUAGCUACGUUUGUUCCAAAGAUAGCAUGUAACCAAUUUGAUUUAAACAAUUGUAUGUGAAAUUUCACGUUUAGGUGUAAUACACUUUCAUUACAAUGAAAGACAGUAAAUUGGUUCCGCUUACUGAUUUCUUAGAUGUUAUCUUUCCUACAUAUGCUUAUUAAUACUGAAAAGUGCAUGUGUGCUCCAUUGAACAAAACAACCCCAACAAUACAGUAAGUCGAGGUUAUGUUCCCGAAUCCUCUGAAGCAUGCUUUCAUUUUGCAAAUCUCGAUCUUGUAAAUUUUAGUUCUUAAUAAAGCUUGUUUGUUUGAUUAAAUGGGCUUUUUUCGGGGGUUAUAAUGCAGUGGUCACAAGCACACUUUAAUCAGCACAGAAUUAGUAAAUGGUAGAUUUAAGGAAACUGGUUGAUUCUCUUUUUUUUUUUUCUGACUCGCCUCCACAGCCUGUCUGUAUUGCUGGGUGGUUUUGUGUUAACGUCUAUCCUCUGCAUUAACGUCUUCCAGAACAUUCAUCGGUGUUAUGUGUCAUGGCCCAGUCUUGGGAGAUUGUUCCUCAGGAAGCAAUCUCUGUAACAGUAAACUUGGUUAUUCAGGCAAAACGACAAGAGCUGGUUCACAAGAGGACGUAAAGGUAUUUAGUGUGGCCUAACUUUUUCCUCUGCCCGUUUCACUUACCGCUUUGUAUUUGUUUUUGUUGUCUGUAGCCCAUCCAUAUGAACUUUUCAGCAUUAAAACCCAGUCAGCUGGCAUGACAAGUCAGUUAAACCCAGUAAGUACCUGAUGUUCAUUAAAGUGUGGGUCUGUUCUGUACCACUAGCAUCCAGGCCCAGUACUUUAUGAUGCGUUAAGGAUGUGUUCCACAGAUAAGAUGAAAGUGUCUGUUGCAAUUUAUUAGUUGAAAGGUGCUAAGGUGUAAAGUUUAAAAAGUCUUUACGGUAGCCCCCAUCUGGUAUUAUGCCACAUGGUAAGUAGUUGGAAGCAUCUAGAAAUUCCACGAGGAGUUACUGAACACUGAGCCAGUGUUUUUGAGCAGAAGAUAGUUGACCUAUUCAAAAAACAUUUUCUUAAGUUUGGGAGUAGAAUGUUAAAUGUUCAUGACAACAUAAUCUUUUUACCACUAUUUUAUAGAACAUAGAACGUUUGAAGCGAGAUAAUGAAACUUUAGAUGGCAGCAACACAUCUUUUAAAACAAUGUAAACAUCUCACCUGAUGGUUAAAUUCUUGUCUGAAAGAAUACCAACUACUCAACAGUUCUGAUUCUCAUUUGGCAGAAAGGAAAUACAUACAUUUUGCAUCAGAGAGGCUAUUAUCUGGACUGAGAGCAGAUGAGAAGGUGAUAGUCUUUUUUUCCCCCUCAUUCUGAGUGAGGGCCAUUUGGGACUUUAAAGAAAAGGUAUAUUUGUCCCCUAGACCAGUUUUCCAUUUUACAACAGUCCAUUUUCCAAGAAACUAAUUUUCCCUCUUCAAACUGGUUUAUUUUUUUACCUUUUAACAUUAGCCUCUGCACAGCUUUUACUUUGGUAUAGUGAAAUUAAUUUUUUGCAAUGUAAUAUUAUGCUUCUUAUGUUUUUUAUUUCACUUUACCUUUUAGCUGUACCCUUCCCUUUUUAUUUUUUAGAAAAAGAUGUGUUACUGUCAUCAAAGUGAAUACAAAUAUAUUUCAUACGAAAAAUAACGUCUCAAUGUAGAUUUUUGGGGGGAUAGAGUUGUAUUGGUUAAAAUAUUUAACUUUUCCCUCAUGGUUAUCUUCAUAGAUAAACUCCGAAAGCCUUGAAAGAAGCUCAUGUAGCUAUAAUAUAAUUGUGCACAUUUUUCUUGUCUCCCAUCUACUGAUGAACCCCUUCAAGUUUGGCCUGAACAGCAAAACACAGUUUGGAUAAAUGGGUAUUGUAAUCACAGCUGGAAAAAGAUUAUUUCAAAACCAUCUAGAAUGACCAAACAAGCUACUAUAAAAACAGUUUAUAACAGCGCUUAAAAGAUUAUUUGUUUUAUUAGAAAUAAAUCAUUUGAAUGAAGAUUUUGUUUCAUUGUUGAAUUUCAUAAUGGAUUAAGAAUAAAUGGA